This is a messenger RNA of Erythranthe guttata (spotted monkey flower), 1742 nucleotides long. Its product is annotated as pentatricopeptide repeat-containing protein At3g06430, chloroplastic. The record is from RefSeq and is a predicted model, not a curated record. Gene Ontology annotation, molecular function: protein binding. Lineage: Eukaryota; Viridiplantae; Streptophyta; Magnoliopsida; Lamiales; Phrymaceae.
AAAACACAGAGGACACCACCACAAUUGAAGCAAGCAACAAUGCAAAUGGCGACGACUGCGUUUCAACUCUCUCUUUCCUCCUCCUUCCUCCCAUCUCCACUCCCCACAACCACCACCACCACCACCAGAAUGACCGUUACUCAGUCACCCCGCAGGCUGCUUUAUAUCUCCUCCUCCUCCACCAAUUCAUCAUCGUCGACAACCGUCAAUUCUCCCAAGAAAAAGCACUGGAAAGUAGGGGAAUAUCCUGGCCUCACUCAUACCUCCAACCCUAAAUUCUCAACCAAUAAGAAGAGAACCCCCAUUAAGAACAUCAAGAAAAAGCUCGACAGAAAGAGUAAUGCCAACGCUUGGGUUAAUACUGUCACCGAAGCUCUUUCUGAUGCCAUCGAUAAAAAGCAAUGGCUCCGGGCUCUUCAGGUAUUUGAGAUGCUAAAGGUGCAACCUUUUUACCACCCAAAAGAAGGGACGUACAUGAAGCUACUUGUUCUUCUUGGAAGAUCCGGUCAACCUGGACAAGCCUCUCAGCUGUUUGAUGAAAUGCUUCAAACAGGAUUAGAACCAACCCCAGAACUUUACACAGCAUUGCUUGCUGCAUGUUGCAGGAGCAAUCUGAUUGAUAAAGCUUAUGAAGUUCUUGAACAAAUGAAGUCUCUCCCUCUUUGCCAGCCUGAUGUCUAUACCUAUAGUAUACUGAUUAAGGCUUGUGCCGAUGCUUGUCGUUUCGAACUGGUUGACUCCCUAUAUGAUGAAAUGGCUGAAAGAUUAAUCACCCCAAAUACUGUUACUCAAAAUACAGUACUGAGUGGUUAUGGAAAGGCGGGGAAAUAUGAAGAGAUGGAGAAGAUUCUCUCCAAGAUGCUUGAAAGUACGACAAGCGAACCUGAUGUAUGGACUAUGAAUACGAUUAUCGGUUUGUUUGGCAAUGCGGGUCAGAUUGAAAUGAUGGAGAAAUGGUACGAGAAGUUUCGCAAUUUCGGGAUCGAGCCGGAAACACGCACAUUCAACAUUCUGAUUGGUGCGUAUGGUAAGAAAAGGAUGUACGAUAAGAUGUCAUCUGUGAUGGAGUACAUGCGGAGGCUUUCAUUUCCGUGGACAACAUCGACCUACAACAAUGUGAUUGAGGCAUUUUCUGAUGCCGGUGAUGCAAAGCACAUGGAGUACACAUUUGAUCAGAUGCGUGCUGAAGGCAUUAAGGCGGACACCAAAACAUUGUGCUGCCUCAUACGAGGUUUUGCCAAUGCUGGUCUCUUUCAUAAAGUGAUUGGCAUGGUUCAGUUGGCUGGGAGAUUGGAGAUACCUGAGAAUACCUCAUUCUUUAAUGCAGUCAUAUAUGCUUGCUCAAGAGCAGAUGAUUUAAUGGAGAUGGAAAGAGUGUUCAAGAGAAUGAAAGAUAAGUCAUGUCAGCCAGAUUCCACAACUUACUCGGUUAUGAUGGAUGCGUAUAGAAAGGAAGGUAUGAGUGACAAGGUGUAUGACCUGGAGCAAGAAAUGCAGAGGAUGAAUGGUGGUAAGGUAUCCAAAGGGUACGAUGAUGUAGAAACAGAGGCUAAUGAUGAUGUCAGCAAAGAGGUGUUGGUAAUGGUAUGAGUGUUGGUGGUGUCAAUUAAUUUCUGGGAAAAUUGCUAUGAAAAGUUGAUGGUGAUUGAUUAUAUCAUCCAGAGUGGGUAAAUCAAAUAAAGCCGUGCCGGUCGUAGUGUUAGUGAUCGUGGCAUGAAGGUAGUUACAAAUAUCUAAUAGCU